Leptosia nina is the source of this 1557-nucleotide messenger RNA. The record is from the annotation of a GenBank genome assembly. NCBI's taxonomy places the organism in Eukaryota, Metazoa, Arthropoda, Insecta, Lepidoptera, Pieridae.
AUGAGUUCCUCACCAGCCGUGGAGUCGUCUACACCAGCGCCGUCGUCACCAGCUGUCCGUCUCCCAGACUACCCUCACUUUCACACUUCGACUCCUAAUUAUUUGAAGAAGUCUCACCAGCCUCUUAACGUGGUAUUGUCCAGUUCGGCACCAGCGUCGCCACCAGUUUACGGGGAACCGACUUUGACGCCUCCGCCCCGAUCUCCGGGCGCUCCGCUUUCGACCCCCGCCUCUGGAGACAAUCGCGCCGGCCCUCCGGACGGGACUUCCUCGGAUAAGUCGUCAGAAACGGCCGUCGGCGUUUCGAGAAACGCAAGCACGGCUCUAUCCCGAAAGGAGAGUUACAAGGCGCAAAGGCAACACUACAGAAAAGAGAAGAAAAGAGCGGCCACCGCUCUUCUUCAUUCCAUCGAAGACCCAUCUGUUGUCGUCCUCGCUGAUUGGCUUAAGGUUCGUGGUUCACUUAAGUCAUGGACAAAGCUCUGGUGUGUUCUGAAACCUGGACUUCUGUUGCUCUACAAGAGUCCUAAGGCUAAAAGAAGUCACUGGGUCGGUACAGUACUUCUGACCUCGUGCCAAGUGAUCGAGAGGCCCAGCAAGAAGGACGGGUUUUGCUUCAAACUCUACCAUCCGCUGGAGCAGAGCAUCUGGGCUCCGAGGGGGCCGCACAACGAGACGAUAGGUGCAGUGGUUCAACCCCUGCCGACUGCGCACUUGAUAUUCCGCGCGCCGUCGCAAGCGGCUGGCCACUGCUGGCUCGAUGGGCUAGAACUCGCGCUGAGAUGUAGUAAUGCUAUGCUCAGAUGCUCCAGGUCAAGACCUGAACAGGCUGUAGAAGCGGACGCGCCUUCAACGCAGACGAACAUCUCGCACGAAGAAUUAGAGAAGCAUUUUAAUGAACACGUGUUCAAGCUAGACUCAUCCAUAUCGACACCGACGAAAUCCCUCCACAACUACCCGCAAAAACGUUCAAAUUCCACCGAUAACAUAAAGAUGAGGAGAUUGGAAGUGAAACAGAUGAGGCACAGAAGUCUCACAUCUAGCCCAAUGAAUUUAGACUUGCUAAAAAGGUCGUCCAUAUUAAAAUUCUUCGAGCCCAAACUCAAAAAUGACAAAAACGAUACAUUCAGACGCUGUUCGACGCCAUCUAUCAGGAAGUUUAGCGUUAAAAGACGCCUGCGCGAGAGUGGCAUUAAGACGGAUUCCGAGAACGAAUGGACAAAGAAGUUCGGAGACUCUGAGAUUAUUUGCGAUACGCCCGAAAACAUUAUAAUAACUAAGACGGCGCCGUCCGAUGAAAGGUUCAGAGAUACCACGACAUCUUCAUCAGAUGACGCGCCGACUAGCAACUGUAGUCGACGGACGACACCAUACAAAAAGUAUUCGUUAAUAGACUAUACUAAGCUUCCUUCGGCGAGUUACGAAGCGUCCCAAACAGAUAAGCGGGACGAUAGAAUAACUCAGGAGAGCGUUUAUGUUGCGGGGAAAAUCGUUACCACUGGGGCUUCCAAAUCUACAAGCCAAAAUAAGCCAACAGUGCAUCUUAAACAGCCAUAG